UAUCUCAUAUACCGAGAAAGUGCUUGGUAUCUUCCAAUUUCAAACUAUCUGACCUGUCAUCAUCCAAUAUUCUAUUCAAUUCACAUUGACUUUCCAUUCCACAUGAACCAACGACCACACUGAACUCUUUCAAUCACCUCCAUCCAUUCACAGCAACACAGUAGCAAUGGAGGAGACAACAAAACACUCUCCUCCUAUACAAGGUGUAGUAAUAAUCACACUACCCCCACCUGACAACCCUUCAUUAGGCAAAACCAUAACUGCAUUUACACUCUCUGAUUCACCACCAACCCAUCAUCAACCACAACAAGAAGAACCAUCACAAUCACAAUCACAAUCGCAAAUAACUCAACCGAAUAAUCAAGAUUCAGAUACUAGUAGUAACUUUCUUCAUGUUUCUUUACAAAGAUCGUUUCUUUUUCGACCAAGAAUCAUUCUUGGACUUCUGGGUAUUUCUAUUAUCGCAUUAUCCUUCUGGUCUUCACUCACUACACAAGAUACCCUUUUUGAAUUACGUGAUGUUGACCAUGAUAAUAAGAGUUCAAACAGUGCGUUUAUUCUUCCUUUGUAUCCUAAGCGUGUUGGUGGGGACUGGAAGUCGAAGAAGGAUGUUGAGUUUAAACUUGGGAGGUUUGUGAAUUUCAAACCGGAUAUUGUAAUGGAGAGGGUCAUGGAUGGAGAAAAGAUUGAUAAGUCUGUUUCUGCUGCUACUAAGUUGGAGUACUCUUCUGUUAAUUUUCCUGUCAAGGGUAAUAUUCAUUCGGAUGGGUUGUACUACACAUAUAUGCUUGUCGGGAAUCCUCCUAAGCCUUAUUUUCUUGAUAUUGAUACGGGAAGUGACUUGAUGUGGAUCCAAUGUGAUGCUCCAUGCACUAGUUGUGCCAAGGGAGCCCACCCGUUGUACAAGCCCAGAAAUUUCAAUAUGAUACCUCCCAGAAACCCCUAUUGUGUUGAGGUUCAAGAGAAUCUGAGAUCCAAGUAUUGUGAUAAUUGCCAUCAAUGUGAUUAUGAGAUAGAAUACGCUGACCACAGCUCUUCUCUUGGGGUUCUCGCAAAGGAUGAACUUCAAUUGGUGCUUGCAAAUGGGACAGGAACCAAGCCAAAUGUUGUUUUCGGCUGUGCGUAUGAUCAGCAAGGCACACUUCUUAACACUUUAGCAAGUACCGAUGGGAUCCUUGGACUUAGCAGAGCUCCAAUCAGUUUGCCUUCUCAGCUAGCGAGUCAUAGGUUCAUCAACAAUGUUAUUGGACAUUGUCUUCGCACUGAUACAAAUGGGGGCUACUUGUUCUUAGGCAAUGACUUUGUCCCACAGUGGCGGAUGUCUUGGGUCCCUAUGCUGAAUACCCCUUUUCCAAAUCUUUAUCAAGCACAAUUGAUGAAAAUGAACUAUGGAGGCAAAGAACUUCGAUUAGGCAGCACGAGCGAUGGGCACGGUACUGUUGUGUUUGACACUGGCAGUACUUAUACAUAUUUUACAGAUCAAGCAUACAACACUUUAAUUGCCAUGCUUGAAGAGAUCUCCAGUGAAGAUCUUACCAAGGAUGCAUCAGAUACGACAUUACCCAUUUGCUGGCGAUCUAAAUUUCCAGUAAGAACUAUUGCAGAGGUUAGACAAUUCUUCAAACCUCUAAACCUUCAAUUUGGAAGCAAGUGGCGUAUCGUGUCCACUAAGCUUUUGAUUCCUGCAGAAGGGUAUUUGACUAUAAGUGAAAAGGGUAAUGUGUGCUUAGGUAUACUUGAUGGAAGCAACAUUCAUGAUGGUUCUGCUAUAAUACUUGGAGAUAUUUCACUUCGUGGUCAGUUGUACGUGUAUGACAACGUUAACCAGAAGAUUGGGUGGAUAAGAUCAAAUUGUGAACGACCACACAAACUUUCUAGUCUUCCAUUUUUUUGACGAAGAACAACAUAACUCAAUUUCUACACUGUAUUCUUCCUAUUCUAUAUGUUUGGUAAGAGUGUCAGUUAUGCUAAAAGGUUUUACUCCUUUUAGCCAGAAGUAGAGGCUGUAUGUAAUUGUUUAUGUUCUGCUUUCUGAUGUAGGUAUGGUCUCAUGGUGUGCA
Capsicum annuum is the source of this 2060-nucleotide messenger RNA. Its product is annotated as aspartyl protease APCB1. The transcript has 9 exons. Gene Ontology annotation, molecular function: aspartic-type endopeptidase activity. The record is from RefSeq and is a predicted model, not a curated record. Gene Ontology annotation, biological process: proteolysis. Bases 167 to 1894 code for a protein of 575 amino acids. Lineage: Eukaryota; Viridiplantae; Streptophyta; Magnoliopsida; Solanales; Solanaceae.